Messenger RNA from Uranotaenia lowii, 8560 nucleotides. It is a transcript of the gene form3, whose product is annotated as FH2 domain-containing protein 1. The record is from RefSeq and is a predicted model, not a curated record. Gene Ontology annotation, biological process: cellular component organization. Gene Ontology annotation, molecular function: actin binding. The transcript is spliced from 13 exons. The coding region runs from base 1052 to 6385 and encodes 1777 amino acids. Lineage: Eukaryota; Metazoa; Arthropoda; Insecta; Diptera; Culicidae.
UGUUUUUGCUGAUAAAAAUUGAAAAAAGUGGCGCUCUUUCAUUCGAUUCAAACGAGGAAAAAGUGCCCUCGAGCAAUUGCGUAUGGAUGUUUUCUGUUCGGGAAGAUUUUUUACCGAGUUCAGCAACAACAAGGGGGGUAGGGUUUGGUGCAAUUUUAUUUAUACGAAUUUACACAGCAAAACACUGGCCACGAGCCGUUCGAUCCGUGCGUAUUUUUGGGGACAACCAACCGCAGGGCUUCAACAUCCCUGAAGUCAUUUGAAAAUUACACAAAGUGUUCAACAACUGAAAAAUUUCAAAACCCAAUCGAAGCGCUUGGAUUGGUUCGUGCAAAAUUUGAAUAAGAAAAACAUAAGAUGAAGAAAGAAGAGAAGAUUCUUACAAGUGCCUUGUUUGUUUUGCUUAAUUGUUAAUGUCCAUUUGUUUCGUUCGCUCUCUGGCGUGUGUUUAAUUAAGCAUUAUCGUUCUAUAUUUGGCAUACGGAUAAAAGCCGAAAAAGGUUUAAGUGCAACAACCAGUGACAGAGCGCUUAAGUCGAAAAAGAAGCGACUAAAGGUCAGCGCGAAUAAAGAACCUUCACGGCCAAUCAGGAAUAUAAACAUCGAUAGUACGUUCGAAAAGUCAGAAGAAGGAAACCUCCACCUCCGAAGAACCACCCCCCUCAUUCCCGCCAAUCGUAAUAAUCUCAGAAAUUUGUCGCCGACUCAAUCGACGAAACUUGUGAGUGAACGAGCGAAUAAAAAAUAUAGUUAAGUGCCAGUGGCCUUUGAAGGGCGCUUAAUAAGCUGCUUAGAGCUGAGUAGUGGUGACUUUGGGCGAACUUUUGAACCGAAGAAGUACGCGACCGAAAAAAUCUCCAAUCAAGUGACGACUACUCAAGAAGGGAGUUUUGUCGUUUUUGACUCAUCGUCUUCAUCAUCAUCAUCAGCAUCGAAAUUACCGGUGGUGCUCGAUCGAUGAUAGCUAAGUGAAGUUGACAGCUACCUACUUACGAGUGGAAUCAACCAUUGAAGAUUUCCAGGCCAGAAGACUCACCGACCGACCAAGAAGAUGACCAACGACAGCAAAACGGGCGGAAACGGCAACAGCAGCAGCAGCAGCACCGGGGGCAAGGCCGGCAAGAUGGACUCCCGCAUCGGGCUGGAGUACAUCGUCGAGAACAGCGACUACGUCACCAAACUUGGCCUUGCCCUGGACACCAGCAACGUAACGGUGAAGAAGCAGGUCUUCGAGCUGCUGUCGGCCCUGUGCGCCUACAGUUCCAACGGCUAUAAGAGGGCCAUCGAAACGCUCGAGCACUACAAGAACAUCAAAGGCGAACGCUACCGGCUCAAUAUUGUUGUGGUCGAGCUGGACAAGGCGAGCUCCGUCGAGUAUCAGAUUGCGCUGCUGGCGUUCAUUAAUUGUGUCAUAAUAUCGGCCGCCACGCUGCAGGAUCGAAUACGAAUACGAAACGAAUUCAUAGGUUUAAAUUUACUACCAGUAUUAAACAAUCUCAGGCGCAUCGCCAGUAACGUGCCGGACAUUGGCGUGCAGAUCGACGUGUUCGACGAGCAGCGGGAAUGCGACGAGUCACAGAGCCUGCAGGGGCCGGACGGCAUCAACCUGAACUCGCAUCUUGAUGUCUUCUACGCGAUACUGCGACAGGUCGCUGGGACCCCACAGGAGAUACCGUUUCUCAGCAUUCUGCAACACCUGCUGCAGAUCGAUUCGAAGGAAGCGAUCAGCGACAUCGUUUGGGACACGGCCGAAACGCUUGUGCACCGCGCGACCCUGCUAGAAGACAAGGAGGCUUCCGUGAGGUUACUCCGCGCCCCCAGUAUACAGAAAUUCACCUGCCCACACUGUCGUAACGACAUCACUAGUCCUACCCGCAGACAAUCGGUCGGGCCACUAACGCCCGGGCCACACAACGCUAGCACAAUCCACGCCAGCAGCCAGCAAUCAUUUCCGGCCGUCCCUGCACCUGCUCCCCCUCCUCCUCCGCCUCCAAACUUGGCGACGGCGGCCGCAGCACCACCUCCACCUCCCCCGCCACCUUGUGCACCUCCACCACCCCCACUCCCACCCAUGGCAGGCGGUCCAGCAGGAGCACAAGGUGGGCGUGGUCCGGUACCACCCGCUCCACCAGCCCCUCCUGCCCCCAACAAUCUGCUCGCCGUUAAAGCGAGCGAACUAUCCGCGAGGCCAAAAACACCGGAAGCACAGAUUGAAGUCAUCAAACCGCUACCCCAGCAGGAAACUCCGGUGCCACGGUCCAAGAUGAAGACGAUCAAUUGGAACAAGAUUCCACCGCAGAAAGUAUUCAGCAAGCCGAACAUCUGGUCGAUCGUGGCCGAUUCACACCAAAACAGCCCCAUGGCCGAUCUCAACUGGGACGAGAUGGAGGGCUUGUUCUGUCUGCAGCAAACGCAGGGUUCGCCAAAGCUCGGUCGCGAAAACAGUGGCUCCGAUACGCUGGAACGCAAAUCACGCAAAGAAAACGAAAUCACACUUCUGGAUGGCAAACGGAGCUUGAACGUUAACAUCUUCCUCAAACAGUUCCGCUCCUCUAAUGAGGAUAUCAUCCUACUGAUCAAGAAUGGCGAACACGAAGACAUCGGUGCCGAGAAGCUGCGCGGGCUGCUCAAAAUCCUUCCGGAGGUGGACGAACUCGAGAUGCUGAAAUCGUUCGACGGCGACAAUAACAGGCUGGGAAAUGCGGAAAAAUUUCUGCUGCAACUGAUACAAGUGCCUAACUACAAGCUCAGAAUCGAGAGUAUGCUGUUGAAGGAAGAAUUCAAAGCUAACCUAAUUUACUUGGAGCCAAAUAUUAACGCGAUGCUUUACGCUGGGGAAGAUCUGAUGAACAAUAAAGCUCUGCAGGAGGUCCUCUACAUGAUCGUCGUGGCCGGUAACUUUCUCAACUCCGGGGGAUAUGCGGGCAAUGCGGCCGGCGUCAAGCUGUCCUCGCUGCAGAAGCUAACGGACAUCCGGGCAAACAAGCCGGGUAUGAAUCUGAUCCACUUUGUGGCGCUGCAGGCCGAGAAGAAGAAUAUCGACCUGCUCGAAUUCCCUAGUCAGAUGACGACGCUGGAAAAUGCUACCAAAACGACUGUAGAACAAAUAAACAACGAAAUCAACGCCAUAGAUUUACGAAUCAAAAAGAUCAAGCGCCAAAUAGAACUGCCAAAGACGGAGGAAGACAUCAAGUACCAGAUGGUGGAGUUUAUUACGGGUGCGGAACGGGACAUCGCGAUGCUGCAGCGGGCCCUAAAGGAGUUGGAAGCGAUGCGGCUGCAAUUGGCGGACUUUUUCUGCGAGGACAUCGCCACCUUUAAGAUGGAGGAGUGCUUCCGGAUAUUCCACAACUUCUGCGAACGGUUCCAGCAGGCCGUCAAAGACAACGAGAAGCGCCGGGUGCAGGAGGAACAGGCCCUGAUCCGCCGGAAGCAGCGGGAGGAACAGCUCGCAUUGAAACGAAGGCAAUCGAACCAACCUGGAACUCCCGUGUCCGAUUCUGAAAAUAGCUUGCUGUUGGACCCAUCGCAGUACGACCUGCUACGGUACAGUCCAGCGAUGACUCGAAGGCGGAUAGGUUCUUUCACCAGUAAUGGGGAUCCAGUCAUGCUUCGGGAAGACUGCGCAUCGCCAGAUAUAACUCCCAAUGGAAGUCUACGAAGGCGACGUAGUCGGGUGCUCUCUGAGGAAGAUGAAGGUAAUCUCAUGGACUUUUUGCGAUCGUCUGGCCACGAAAAUGGCAGUCGAGAGAGGAAGUCGGUAUCGUACGGUGGAAGUUUGGAUCGUUCGUGGGCUCGACGAGCUCGCUCAGGCAGUGGUAGCAAGAAACGACCCGAUCUGCUCAAUGUAGACUUUGGUAACGAUCGUGAAAGGCCGAACUCUCCGUCGCCUCUGGCGGAGUCUAAGCCAUUGCCGGUUGAAGAAAACAAACCCAGAAUUUCCAGAGAAUGGCGCCAAAAGAUCGAAUCCUGGCUGCAGGCGAACGAAGCCGAUGAGCGGCAUAACGAGGACUACAAGAAGAAGCGGAAACUGCUAGCCGUAAAUCGUCGCUCCUACGAGACUGACAACGAAAGCGAUCGAGGGAGCAAGUUGGACCCGUUGCCGGAGGAGAAACCACCAACGAUAACGUCCCCGGAACCACCACCACAAUCCGGCGAGAUUCAGCUGCCAACGACCUACAAACGGGUGUACCAAGACUGGAAACCCUCCAGUGCCCUAGAGAAAACCGAUGUCAUGGGUACGAUGGAAGCGAUUGCUGGAGCAGCUCCAUCGCAGCAGGACAAAUCGGCCUGGCGUAAGUCUAGCUUGAACAGCCAACAGCAGGAUGACCUGCGUUAUCGAAGACAGAGAUCCCGGGAAAGCGCCGCUCCUAGUUCCAGCCUGCAGUCGAUACUUGAGGAAGACAAACGGAAGUCGGUGAUUCAACAGCUCGGCGAACGACCUCCUAGUGAUCGUCUGCAGAUUUACAUACGCCGUGGUUCGGACAACAGUUCCCAACCCGGAAGUACGGUAACGUCACCGAAGCCACAAACCCAGUCCAGCACCAGUAGCAAGGACGACAACAAGCAAUCGAUCUACAUUCGACAACCCCACGGAACGACCGAAUACACCAAACCGAAAUCCAUUCCGGCCGCAGAAAAACAAUCCAUUUACAUUCGACCGAACGACAAUACUCCGUCCACUACAAUCUCGUCCAUAAACUCAUCCUGCACCAGCAAUAGCGAAGGUCAGCUGCCGGAAACGUUGACGGUAGCUCCACCACCUCGAAGAGCUCGAAGAGCGCACCAUAUUUACGAUGAUCAAACGAACAAUAAAAUCGAAAUUGAUUCAGACAACAUCGAAACUCCUCCCUCGAUACGGAAAAGUUUCAACCGGGAGCAUGCUAACGUCAGUAGUAGCAAUUCGUGCCGUAAACUUCACGGACAGGUAGACCAGAGCAAUGAAUCCGAAUCAAAGAGUACGUUAAGCAGUAGUCAUACCGAAGGAGAAGUGCUAGGAGAUGGCCAGUUUGAUCGGUUUUCUUCGACACGGAGAACGAGACGCUUCAAACGACCUGUAGAUAUGAGUAGUGGCAAUGAGACAACCUCACCCGAGUCACUACCUGAUAACCCGCUUAUAGUAGAGCCGACAACGCCGGUUAUGGCGAGAAGUAAUCCAGUAGUUGCCGCAGUAGCUGGAAUCGAGUCUACGGAGAAACAGAAGGAGGCACGUCUUAAACGCUGGCAAGAUAAGCUGAACAGCUCCGGGGGCACAGAUGAGCGUACGAAGAAUACUGAAGUGACGAGUAGAGUUUCUCGAACGGCACGCAAUAUGAGUCGAAUAAGUCAGGAAGAUGUUAGGCAAGCUAUUCGAAGUCUCAAAUCACCAACUCCAGAGCGAAGUUGGAGUCCUCCAAAGGAUCUUGGACGCGAUGUGCCUAGUAGUGUCAAGGUGAUCGCACACGAGCUGAACGACGAAGGCUUUGAAGAGACGCAGAGUUUGGUCUCGGAUACACCGUCUCAUGGGAAGGAUAGCACGUCUUCAUGCAACGAUUACGGUUCGGACUCGAAAAAUAAGCCAUCCUCAAGAGCAAACGUGGAAAGCAGCCCGAAGAGAAUCACAAGCAGAACCGGUCCUAAUCUUCCAAGUCUUAUCAUAAGUAAAAAUCAAACUGCCCUUGAACGCAGCAAAUCGUUGAGGGGAACUCCGCCUUCUCUAGUCAACAAAAACCUGUUACCACGUCGAACGAAUUCGAUGCGCAAAUCCGAGUCCCCAUUAGUCAGUACGAUGGCCAAAAAUCAGCAACAGCUGGACGUGGAAAGAAGCAAUUCUCGAACGAGUCUCCGUUCAUCUCGAUCAUCGUUAAGUAGUGCCGUCUCGACCAACACAGUCAAAAAGGUGCCAUUGAGACCGAAGUCGUCGCCUUUGAGCUCUUCGACAUUGCAUUCCACGAAUACUAGUGCCGCUUCAUCAUUAUCGGCACAGAAUUCACCCAUCAAGCGACCGCUGAGCACCGGUAGUACCCGAACAGGACUCAUGGGAGGUACCCCGGCCAGCAGGAGCAGCUCAAGUGGGUCCAGUAUAGGCCCUAGCGCGGUUGCCGGUAGAAAACCCCCGCUUAAAUCCCUCGGCUCCAGUUCGCUGGGACCUAGCACUAGCUUUAAAGAGAACCAAAAUCAAAACACCGUUCGAAGUCGGUUGCAGAGCAAAACUUCCAGCAAUACCAGUAUCGCCAACUCGGGAGCUUCGGGUUCCAGUGGCGGCGGCGGCGGCGGCGGCGGAACGACGCGGUCCGCUUUGGGAACGCCAAGAACUAGCUCGUCGAUGACCAGUGGUGGUGCCUCAAGAACCGGUGGCUUCAUGCGUCCGACCACUUCCAGUGCCACCAAGGUAAAGGGGAAGUAAGCUUAGCUGUUAGCGGAACUAAUCGUUAAGGAUAAAGUCUUAUCAGAGCUCAAUUUCGUUACUGUACCCCAUUAUAACAUACUAAAUUUUGUGCUGAAGAUAGUUUAUCUGGGUAGUUGCAAAGUAGGGUACCUAUCUAGUUUCGAUUGAACUCGAUCGUUUCGACAAAGAGAAGCAAAAAUUAUGACCUCGACUAGUGAAAAGUUAGAACUGUUAUUUCAAUUUAGUUCCAGCGUGACCGCUUUUAUAAGUUUGAAUGUUACCCGUGCAGAGGUACAAAUAAAAAAAAUGUUUGGUAAUUUUAUUUGGGUGCAGACUGUCGUCUUUAUGGAGCAGAGUCAUAUGAGUAACGAACGCCCCUUUAGUGCAAGAACCUAAAGCUUCACCUCAAAAGAGAGCUCAAAGUCUGCACGUUUUGACGUUCAAAUUUUCCAAACCAAGUAACAUUCGGACAAGAGUUUUAUGAAGAACGUAUAAGUGGUAUAAGCCAUUUUUCGUUUUCAUGAUUCGCUCCAAUAAAGUUCUACAAAAUCAUUCGAAAUUGCACUAAUAUUUUCUAUAAUCGAAUCAGUUUAUGAUUAUAUCAAGUCGAGUUUCAGAAUAAAUAAUCCGUCCAUAGGCUUUUCUAUUAUUUUUUUUUACAUAGGAAACACACAAACCGGAAAGUUCGUUUUUGAACAAAAUUUUUCUUUGAGAGCAACUUUUUGAAAACUACUAAACAGUUUCCAAAUUAUUCAUACUCAAUCUUUCGAUAGUAAACUACACCUACUUAAAUCCGUGAAGGCAGAUAAUUUGCUACCGUAUUAUUGUACAGAAGAUACGCGAAAGCAGCUGUAGUUGUACAAUACUUUACUAAAAACUACAUAAAAGUAUAUUUAAACGUUAGUUAACUAAAAAACUAUUUAUUUAAAAGAGAAGAAAAACGAAACUUACUUAAGCUUCCUCAACUAAGCGCGGAAAUUGAUUUCUUGUUUGUUCCAAGUCAAUGAUGCACGGCACCGUAAUGCAUACAAAACAAUAUUAUUAGGAAUUUGCGACGAAUGCUCCCGUAUAAAUGCUUCGUUCGAAAAAUCCUUAGCGAAUUAGUUUUAAGGUAUAAAAAUUAUAAACGACAAAAUCGCGGUGCAAUUUAAAAUAUAAUUAUCAUUACCUACACUAUCUAUCUCUCUUUCUACGCGCGUAAGAUUCCAAUAAUUGAAAAUUACAAAAAAAAUAAUUUUGGUAUAAGUUUGAGUAAAAAAUGUUCGCCUACAAAAGACUUACUAUUUAAUUGGAGAAAAUAAUUCGAUCGAUUAGAAAUUAAAAAAAGCAAAUAAGCAAUCGUGUGACUAUAGUGCUACAAGUAGCAACAGCUUCGUUUGUUAUCGAGCUAUUUAAACAAAACGUACAACGUUUUGAUAGAUUUUUAUGCGCUGUUGAAAACAGUCCACGGCUCAAAACAAAAAAAAGGCCUCUAGUUAGAAUUAGCUCCUCGUUAGCGUGAUGUAAAAAAAAGUUGAAUCAUUCUCGUGCCGUAUAUUUCCAUCUUUCUGCUCCCUCCCAUAUAAAAAAAAACAAUCGAUUGAUCACUAACUGAAUAAUGAUACUUCCAUUUAACUUCAACUAACAAAAGACAUUAUUUUUCUAGAUAAAAUUUUUGGUUUCGGAAAAAAAAUUAUAAAAAAAAACUACAUAUAAACCUUUACUUCUAGCUUGUGAAGAAAACUCCAUUGUUUCGACUAAUCAAAAUUCGACUUCAGUGUAUGAGAAGGAAGAAUGAACAAAAACCCCUAUAGUUAAAAUAUUAAAAAAGAAAAACCAACACUAACUAAAACUAAACGAGAGAAAUCUAAUAACCCCGAUGAUGUUACUACUGGUAGUUAGAAGCGAAUUCAAAUAUGCGAAGUUGAACAUCCCCAAACCGAAGAUUGGCGAUUGGCGAGAGCGCGCGACGGUCAGUUUGUAUAGUUCAAUCGAUAAACAAAAUAUAACCAACGGAAGAAAAGAACCAUAUAAAGGUUGAGAGGUGCGCUAGACAUACCACAAUUGUUAUUCGGUAUAUCUACACUGCAGAAGAAGACCGAAAACGUAGAGGACAGAAUAAAAAACAAAAACAGAAAACCUAGACAGCAGGCAAGUUUCUUGAGAUUGUAUAAAUUUUAAUAAAAAUUGAAAUAAACUUUUUACGACAAUUGA